Molecule: messenger RNA, 657 nt
Organism: Knipowitschia caucasica
Lineage: Eukaryota; Metazoa; Chordata; Actinopteri; Gobiiformes; Gobiidae
Source: the annotation of a GenBank genome assembly
AUGGCGGCCAGUGGGGCAGGUGGUGGAAAAACCUACUCUUUUAAAGUGGUGUUGCUUGGAGAAGGCUGUGUGGGAAAGACGUCUCUGGUCUUGCGGUAUUGCGAAAACAAAUUCAACGACAAACACAUUACAACUCUACAGGCAUCCUUUCUCACAAAAAAACUCAACAUCACCGGGAAGAGAGUUAACCUUGCUAUUUGGGACACUGCUGGUCAGGAGCGUUUUCAUGCAUUAGGUCCAAUCUACUACAGAGACUCCAAUGGAGCCAUAUUAGUUUAUGACAUCACAGACGAAGACUCCUUUCAGAAAGUAAAAAAUUGGGUGAAAGAGCUGAGGAAAAUGUUGGGGAAUGAGAUAUGCUUGUGUAUAGUAGGUAAUAAAAUAGAUUUGGACAAAGACAGACAUGUUUCAGUUGAAGAGGCUGAAAGUUAUGCUGAGUCAGUGGGUGCCAAACACUACCACACAUCAGCUAAGCUAAAUAAAGGAAUCGAGGAGCUUUUCUUGGAUCUCUGUAAAAGGAUGAUGGAGACGGCUCAGGCAGAAGAGCGAUUGAAGGGAAACGGUGCCAGUCAGUCUGCGUCCAACAGACGAGGGGUUCAGAUCGUAGACGAUGAGCCGCAGGCCACACCCGCCGGAGGAUGCUGCUCCUCUGGCUGA